This is a messenger RNA of Platichthys flesus (European flounder), 4720 nucleotides long. It is a transcript of the gene rxfp1, whose product is annotated as relaxin family peptide receptor 1. NCBI's taxonomy places the organism in Eukaryota, Metazoa, Chordata, Actinopteri, Pleuronectiformes, Pleuronectidae. The transcript is spliced from 18 exons. Gene Ontology annotation, biological process: G protein-coupled receptor signaling pathway. Gene Ontology annotation, cellular component: membrane. The coding region runs from base 31 to 2385 and encodes 784 amino acids. The record is from RefSeq and is a predicted model, not a curated record. Gene Ontology annotation, molecular function: protein binding; G protein-coupled receptor activity.
GGUUUCUCCUGAAACUUCCAGAGGGUCACCAUGCGAGUUUAUGUGGCUGUGAUCCUCGCGUACGGAGUGACAGCACUCAAUGUGACGGAGGAGAAGGCGACAUGUCCCCUCGGAUAUUUCCCCUGUGGCAACCUGACCGUCUGCCUCCCGCAGCUCCUGCACUGCAACGGCAUCGAUGACUGUGGGAAUCAGGCGGAUGAGGAGAACUGUGGAGACAAUAAUGGAUGGCCCCAUCUCUUCGACAAAUACUUUGGAAUGCCGAGCUACAACACGGGGACCAAGUCCAACAUUUGCCUGCUAGGCCUCGUUCCCGAGCUGUGCAAGUGCCGGGAGCUGGAGCUGGACUGUGACAGCGCGCAGCUCCGAGACGUCCCUGCGGUGGCGAUAAAUGUCACCAUGAUGUCUCUACAGAGGAACCGGCUUCACAAGCUGAAGGAGAACAUGUUCUUCAAGUACCAGAGCCUCCAGAAACUAUACCUCCAGCACAAUAGAAUUCAAGAUGUGAGUCCCGACGCCUUCAGAGGACUCUACAACCUGACAAGACUAUACCUGAGCUACAACAGGAUAACGGUCCUGAAGCCGGGCGUGUUCCAGGACCUGCACAAGCUGGAGUGGUUGAUCCUAGAAAACAACAUUAUCCAUCAAAUAUCCCCCAUGACCUUCUCAGGACUCAACUCCCUUGUUUUACUGGUUAUGUUGAACAACUCUCUGACAAAGCUGGAUGACGUCUGUCGGGAAAUGCCGAGAUUGAACUGGCUAGAUUUGGAGGGCAAUCUCAUUGAGACGAUUGGAAACGUCUCGUUCUGCUCAUGCAAUAUGUUGACAGUCCUGGUUUUACAGCGGAACAGGAUCGGACACAUACACGAACAAGCUCUGUCAGUCCUCCAGAAGCUCGGAGAACUGGAUCUCUCCAACAACAGACUGGUGAAGAUUCCGCCCAAUCUCUUUGUCUUACUGGGGGAUUUGCUUCAACUGAAUAUAUCAUACAAUCCCAUCCUGGAGCUCCAAGUUGACCACUUUGACGACUUGCACAAACUGAAGUCUUUGAGCAUAGAGGGGAUAGAAAUUGGAAACAUACAACGCCGGAUGUUUGAACCUCUCAAAUACUUGACUCAUAUCUACUUCAAGAAGUUCCAGUACUGCGGCUAUGCUCCUCACGUGCGCAGCUGCAAGCCGAACACCGACGGCAUCUCGUCCUUCGAGGAUCUGCUGGCCAACAUCGUGCUGAGGGUCUUCGUCUGGGUGGUGUCGGCCACCACCUGCUUCGGCAACAUCUUCGUCAUCUGCAUGCGCUCGUACAUUCGCUCCGAGAACAAACUGCACGCCAUGUGCAUCAUCUCCCUCUGCUGUGCAGACGGGCUGAUGGGCGUCUACCUCUUCAUGAUCGGCGCUUAUGACCUGAAGUUUCGAGGCGAGUACAACCGGCACGCUCAGGCCUGGAUGGACAGCGGUCAGUGUCAGGUCAUCGGCUCCUUGGCCAUGCUGUCCACCGAGGUGUCCGUGCUGCUCCUCACUUACCUCACCCUGGAGAAAUACAUCUGCAUCGUCUACCCUUUCCAGUACUUGACGCCCGGCUGGCGACGAACUGUCACCAUCCUCCUCGGGAUUUGGGUGUUUGGCUUUAUCGUUGCUUUCCUGCCUCUGGCCUGCAAGGGGCUGUUCCGCAACUUCUACGGGACAAAUGGGGUUUGCUUCCCGCUGCACUCGGAGCAGCCGGAGACGCUUUGGGCUCACGUUUACUCCAUUGUGAUUUUCCUAGGUCUGAACCUGGUGGCGUUCCUUAUCAUCGUCCUCGCCUAUGCAAGCAUGUUCUAUAACAUCCAGAGAACAGGCACUCAGACCACCAUGUACAGCAACCACAUCAAGAAAGAGGUGACCAUCGCCAAGAGGUUCUUCUCCAUCGUCGUGACUGACUCUCUGUGCUGGAUCCCCAUUUUCAUCCUCAAGAUCCUGUCACUGCUGCAGGUGGAGAUUCCCGGCACCAUCAGCUCAUGGGUGGUCAUAUUCAUCCUCCCCAUCAACAGUGCCCUUAACCCCAUCCUGUACACACUGACCACGCGGCCCUUCAAAGAGACCAUUAUGCAAGUGUGGGCUAACUACAGGCAGAGGAGGCCGCUGCUCAGCGGCCACCCCGCUCAUCAUCCGUCGCUCACCUGGCAGGAAACGUGGGCGCUGCAGGAGAACAGCCACGGCCUCACCCCGGGCCACGCUCUGGAAAUGACAAACACGAUAGCCAAGCUCACCCCCGUGGAAGAACCCGAUGAGGGAUUCAAUGUCAUUGCGGCGUGCACGCAGCAGAAGCAGUGUACGGUCGUGUCGGUGUGCUCACAGAAACAAACCACGCUGCACACGCUCACUCACGCACAAACAAAUGAACUCAUCUAGUUGUGUCUCACUGCAGGUAAACGUGAUCCAGCUUCCUCCGUCUCCACAGUUACAAGCAUUUAACCUGUUCAAAGAUACACUUGUUGAUUUCUUCAUCAGUAUUCAUGAGUGUUUUCUGGAGAUCCUGGUUUGUGCCUGUCUCACCGGAGCACCAGCAGAAGCGUGAAGUCAGUCUGCAAAUCCGUUAUACGUAGGGUUGGGUUCUGAAAUCCGCUAAUAAGUGGCUCCUGGGGCUAAUGUAUUGUGGAGGUCAAUUGACCUGGGGGAUGACAGCAUGGCACUGGUGGUAUCAAGACGGAUUAACACAUUUUUGGGGUUUUUUGACAAUGUCGCCAGCCAAAUCAAUUUCUGUUAUAAAAUAAAUCCCUUAAUAACAAAAACAGGAUUUUCUUGCCUAGAGAUAAAUACUGUUAAAGUAUCUCUCAGACACAGAUGACUCUGCCCACUGAACCCCAGUUAGUUUCAUUUCCCAGCCACACAAGGCUCUGUUUUUAAUUAUUUAGUAUGUCCUCUUAAUUAAAUCUACACAUUUUAAUUCAGUUAGUAGAGCAGAGGCAGCUACUUAAGGCUUAAGAUAGCAGAGGUUCAGAUCCCAUCUAUGAAUUAACUACAUUUGCACUCUCUGCAGUCAUUAGGUAUAACAGCUGCAUUUCUUACUUUUAGUUAUUAUGGCAUUAGCACGGUAGAUCGACCACUUGGUCUUAAACAUUUUGAGCGAACAUUUUUUUUAUAAUUUUUGUAAUUAUACAAUAUAACGUCCACUGGAAGUCAUGAAUUUGUCCUGAUUCCUGAAAAGAUCAAGUAGAUAAGUCAACCUGAUCGAACACACUCGAGCCUGAAUAUCAUUUCAAGUUUUUUCCACAGUACCUAGAACCACAUAGAUCCAUGGACUGUUGGGACUGGUCUACCAACAACUGAACUACAUUCUUUGUAAAGUUACUUAAAACACUUAAUCUUCCUUUAAACUGGUUUUAUUGUUGUAGUUUUUUUACUGCAGUCAAAAUAUAACGUUUGGUGUAAUAUAAUUUUAUAUUGACAUGUUUGAUACAUUUCUUCCUGUAUUGAUCAGCAUCACUCCUGACAAUGAUGCACCAGCUUAAACUCUGGUAUCAUAUUAUCUGUAGCUGUAAAUCAGCCUAUGCUGCCAUGGCAGGUGACGGUUCAUUUUAAUAUGGGAACUGUUAAAACACAUGCAAAUUAUCUGAUGGGAAUCACUCUGCAAAACAUCACACCCACAUUUAUCACCAAAGAUGCUCCUACAUGUUUGUAAAAGUCACUGUAAGUAGUAAAAGAAAUAGGAAUUGGAAGGAAGGCUUAAUAAAAUGAGGAUAAUGGUGUUCAGAUUGGAUCUGAAUUCCAUCAAACAAAAUGGUCAGAAGUGCAGCAAUUUCAUUAUCAACCUCUGAUUGAAGACGUCCUGUGGGGACAUUGCAUGACCAGAACAUAUGUUACAUGUGCAGCUGAAGUCAUUGAACCCUCUGAGUUAAUGCAAACCUGUACAUUGUGAAAAGAAUAUGAUUAACUUCAAGGUUUAAUACUCUUUUUUUUUUUUCUUUUUUGUAAAUUGAGCCUGUGGGGAGUUCUUCUGAUGGAUGAGCUGAUCCAUUAUAUAACAUAAUUCAUUUCAUGCUGUAUGUUGCUCCUUUGCUCUCAUCUUGCCAACAGCACUGUACAAAGAACCUACUUGCGGCAAAGAUAUGUUUGACUUUGUGUAAAUCCUUUUAAUCUUCUCAUGCAGUCUGCAAGGGAAACAACAAAUAUUAACAUUAUUUAUUCUGUAUUUUUGUCUUUAGUCCAUUGUGUUGCCUCUGUCACCAAUAUUUAUUUUUGGGAAAUAUUGAAUGUAAUAUAUAAGAUGGGUUUGGUAAAGAUUGUACUGUAUUUAAAAUGGACGGGUAUGAAUUGGUGAAAGUUAAAAGUGAGUUGCAGCUAAACAGGCAGCAAUUUUAAAUUGUCUUUUAUAAAAUCCUGUGCAGACUCUCCCCAGCUGGUCUGGGGGUCAGAACAUUUGACCUCACCCUCAACCACACAACACAUUCUUAACACUGUGAUCUGUACAGUAAAGACAUUUGUACAAUGGUCAUUAUGCAUGCAUCUGUGCAUACUUGGUUCUGUGAAGGACUUUUUUCUGUCCACGUUGAAUGUGUGAAUAAUUUGCAAACAACACAAGAGAACAAAUUAGAGACUAAGGUGAUGGUUUGCGAGUACAUUGUGCUUUGUGUGACCGUUUGUGUUUGCAUCACAUUACCAUUCAUGCUGAAAAGAAUUCUAUUGAAUAUUGAUGGGAACGUAUGUUUUAAACUUGUGUUAUUGGUUCCUUUGUUGUAUUGACCUG